Molecule: messenger RNA, 2620 nt
Organism: Exophiala viscosa
Lineage: Eukaryota; Fungi; Ascomycota; Eurotiomycetes; Chaetothyriales; Herpotrichiellaceae
Product: tryptophan synthase
Exons: 2
Coding region: 293-2509 (738 amino acids)
Biological process (GO): L-tryptophan biosynthetic process
Cellular component (GO): cytoplasm
Molecular function (GO): tryptophan synthase activity
Source: RefSeq, a predicted model, not a curated record
GGUAAUAAGGUAAGCUGGCCCAUUGCUGGCUACUGCAGGGGCUUUUUAGCUUAUUUGUAGCUGGGGCCUCGAUCAUUGAGUGGCGGAUCUUUUCUGGAGUGCGGCUCAUACACCGUCCAAUAUUCAAUUUUCUACAUACACUCGCCCAAGACACAACAAAGCGAGAUACAUUGGCCGCCGUAUGACUCACUGUUCCUGGAUCCCGGUCUGUAUAAGUUCGCUCCGUCCAGAUUGUCGAGUUCUCCUUUUGUUCUCCUUUGACAACAUCCUCCGAAACUCAUAACUCGCCAAUAUGGAGGCUAUCAAGGCGACUUUUGCACAAUGCAAGAAGGAAAACAGAAGUGCCCUCGUGGGUUACUUCACAGCUGGAUACCCCACCCCAGAAGAGACGCCAGACAUUAUGCUGGGAUUACAAGCUGGUGGUGUUGAUGUGAUCGAGCUCGGUCUCCCCUUUACAGAUCCUAUUGCAGACGGACCGACGAUACAGAAAUCGAAUACUGUGGCUCUUCAGAAUGGCGUCACUGUGUCCUCCUCCCUCCAGUUCGUUCGAGACGCACGGAAGAAGGGCCUCAAAAUCCCCGUGCUGUUCAUGGGUUAUUUCAACCCUCUCUUGCGCUACGGUGAAGAUCGCAUGUUGAAGGACUGCAAAGAGGCUGGUGUGAAUGGGUUCAUUAUGGUGGAUCUGCCCCCCGAGGAGGCGGUCAGAUUCAGAAACAACUGCACAAAAGCUGGACUGUCAUAUGUGCCCCUAAUUGCACCGGCUACGUCAGAAAAGCGCAUGAAACUACUCUGCAAAAUCGCAGACUCCUUCAUAUAUGUCGUCUCUCGUAUGGGUGUCACUGGCGCAACCGGCACACUGAACACGAAACUCCCGGAAUUGUUGGAGAGAGUACACCAAUAUUCCGGCGGCGUGCCUGCAGCUGUAGGAUUUGGUGUCAGCACAAGAGAGCACUUUUUGAGUGUAGCACAAAUCGCAGAGGGUGUGGUCAUUGGUAGUCAAAUUGUGACGACUUUGGGCAACGCGAAGGAGGGCGAGCGUGCCAAAGCAGUGUACGAGUAUACUUCACAAAUCACUGGCCGAAAAGUGGGCGAGUUCAACAACACAAACGGUCUGACGAGGGAAGUGGGAAUGGUCGAGACAAUGGACGCUGCAAAAGAGCCGAACGCCACGACCAAUGGACUGAACGGCCACCAGGUACAAGUCGACGAAGUCAUCACUGACGCAGAUGUCCCUGACGAACCGGGACUAGCAGACCAGCUCGACGCUCUCAAUUCCUCCACAAAUGGCACCGAACCAAACCCAGAGGCUAUUCCUGCUCAAUUUGGGCAAUUCGGUGGACAAUACGUCCCCGAGUCUCUGAUGGAUUGCUUAGCAGAGCUUGAAGAAGGUUUCACUGCUGCUAAGAACGAUCCUAAAUUCUGGGAAGAAUUCAGAUCCUAUUAUCCCUACAUGGGCCGGCCUUCAUCGCUACACCUGGCUAAUCGCCUGACGGAAAAGGUUGGUGGAGCGCAAAUCUACCUCAAGCGAGAAGACCUGAACCACACUGGAAGCCACAAGAUCAACAAUGCCCUGGGCCAAAUUCUAGUUGCUCGACGUUUGGGAAAGACUCGAAUCAUUGCCGAAACUGGUGCUGGACAGCAUGGUGUCGCCACCGCAACUGUCUGCGCCAAGUUCGGCCUGGAAUGUGUGGUCUACAUGGGCGCCGAGGACGUGCGGAGACAAGCCCUGAACGUCUUCCGUAUGAAGCUUCUUGGCGCAAAGGUUGUCGCUGUUGAGGCUGGAUCACGAACACUCCGUGAUGCCGUAAACGAAGCUCUCCGUGCGUGGGUCGUUGAUCUCGACACCACGCAUUACAUCAUCGGAUCAGCUAUCGGCCCUCAUCCGUUCCCAACCAUUGUCCGAACGUUCCAGAGCGUGAUUGGGCAAGAGACGAAGGAAGAGAUGCUCGAGCUCACUGGCAAACUUCCCGAUGCUGUGAUUGCCUGUGUCGGUGGAGGUUCGAAUGCGGUAGGCAUGUUCUACCCUUUCAGCUCGGACACAUCUGUCAAAUUGAUUGGUGUCGAAGCUGGUGGAGAGGGUAUUGAGACUGGCAGGCACUCGGCAACGCUGUCUGGUGGUUCAGUCGGUGUCUUGCACGGAGUGAGGACGUACGUGCUGCAGAACGAGCACGGGCAGAUCUCCGACACGCACUCAAUCUCGGCUGGUCUUGAUUACCCUGGUGUCGGACCCGAGUUGUCAGGUUGGAAGGAGACGUCGAGAGCGAGCUUCAUCAGUGCCACCGAUUCGCAGGCUCUGAUUGGUUUCCGUACACUGAGCGAGAGCGAGGGUAUCAUUCCUGCCCUGGAGUCGAGUCAUGCUGUCUAUGGAGCUAUGGAAGUCGCCAAGACGAUGAGCAAGGAUGAGACUAUCGUCAUCUGUCUCAGUGGCAGAGGUGAUAAGGACGUUCAAGAGGUGGCAGACGAGUUGCCACGGUUGGGACCUGGUAUUGGUUGGGAUUUGAGGUUCUAGAUGUCUGCUCUAGAUGAUAUGUGCAAUGCUGCGUUGAUGGUGUGCCAUGUUUGACUAGAAAAUCAUGAGGUGUAGCAAGAUAAGCAUAAUAUAUCUGGAGUUCUAACUGCA